Saprolegnia parasitica CBS 223.65 is the source of this 1344-nucleotide messenger RNA. RefSeq names its product STE/STE7/MEK1 protein kinase. The transcript has 5 exons. Bases 1 to 1260 code for a protein of 419 amino acids. NCBI's taxonomy places the organism in Eukaryota, Oomycota, Saprolegniomycetes, Saprolegniales, Saprolegniaceae. Gene Ontology annotation, biological process: MAPK cascade; protein phosphorylation. The record is from RefSeq and is a predicted model, not a curated record. Gene Ontology annotation, molecular function: ATP binding; MAP kinase kinase activity.
AUGCUAGGCGCACUCAAGGCGCACCACAAAGAGCAAAUCAGCCCCGAAGAGAGCUUGAAAGAGGUCCAGGGCGACGGACCCGCCGAUCUUGCGACCGAUACGUGCCGCUUCAAGCGCUUGGGCAAGGGGGCGGGCGGUGCCGUGUACCUCGCUUGCUAUCUUCCAUCGUUACAGCUUAUCGCGAUCAAAGAAGUCGUAAUGCACCACGUUGAAGACCAACACAUGGUAGCCCACGAGCUCCAUGCGCUCCACGACAACCUCGUGCCGCUCGUGCAAGCGGCCACGCACAAGUCCAUUAAGUUUCUUGGAAAGCUCUCGCAUCGGAAGCUCCAUAUUGGGAUUGCGCACCCGUGCCCACAGAUUGUGUCGUUCUACGGCGCGUUCGCAACGCCCAACAAGACGAGUGUCUCGAUCGCCAUGGAAUACAUGGACUGCGGCACGCUCCAGACAUUUAUUGACAAGAAGAUCGUGCUGCCAGAGGCGAUUCUCCAGCACAUCGCCUACUGCACGACGCAGGCGCUGGCCCACAUGCACCGUCACCGGAUGCUGCACCGAGAUAUUAAGCCGGCCAACAUCCUUGUCGAUCACAACGGCGAGUUCAAGAUCGCCGACUUUGGCCUUGCUUCGACGCUAUCCAAGAGUGCUUCGUACUCGUCCGAGUUUCAGGGCACCAUGAUGUACAUGUCGCCCGAACGGAUCCAAGGCAACGAAUACUCGUACCCAAGCGAUAUCUGGUCGAUUGGCGUCACCCUCCUUACGCUUUCUCUCGGUGCAUACCCUUUUGACAACCAAGAUGGAUUCUUUGGCCUUGAAGACGCGAUCGUCAACGAGCCGAUCCCAGGCGCACCAACGACAUUUUCGGCCGCUUGCCAAGCUUUCAUUGCCACACUCUUGGUGAAGGAUCCCUCGACGCGUCUCACGGCUGAGGAGGCGCUCGCCCACGAAUUUCUCAAAGACUACAGCCGUACACCGGCGUACGAUGCAGUAUGGGCGACCGUAAGCCCGCAAACGCCCAUGCGACCCGAAGACAUUCGCGCGCUCGUACAUGCCAUUCGGCGCCACGAAGCAUCACUGAGCAAAACACGCGACGACGCAUUCGACUUUCAGUCGCACGACCUUGCGAGCUCCAGUGUAUCGCCCUCGUCGUGGAGCCUCAAACACGUGGCCAACCUGGCGGCGACGUGCGCAACCUCUGUUGAGACGCUCCUUGCGUUCUUCCAAGAGCCUCUGCCAGACGAAGCCAAUCCCGUCGACAUCUGAUCAAGCAAACAUGCAAUGACCGAUCGCGAUGUCCUGCUUAGCUGUGACGCAUUAAAAGAAGGAAAACAAAGACUCGACUGCGUG